Molecule: messenger RNA, 2454 nt
Organism: [Candida] anglica
Lineage: Eukaryota; Fungi; Ascomycota; Pichiomycetes; Serinales; Debaryomycetaceae
Source: the annotation of a GenBank genome assembly
AUGGCUCCGUCCGGAACGCGAGAGAAGCGAACAAAGCCAUGUUCGAACUGUAAAAAAUCCAAAGUGAAAUGUAUAUAUACUAGUGAACUUCCAUGUGAAAGAUGUGUAAAGAUGGGUCAAUCUUUACAUUGUCAAUUUGUACCUAAACUCCCAUCAUUAUCACUCCCACUGUUGAGCCCACAAAUUCAAGAGAGUCCAGUCAAUAAUGUUUCACGUGCCCCAUCGGUUUUCCAGCUACAACCACAACCGCAACAGCAUCAUCCACGUCAUCAUCCACUCCCAUCAUCGGUUGGACCUAUACUUCCAUUGCAUACACCUAGACAACCUAAUAUACCGUCAAUACGAAAUCCUGUUGAUUUUUCUAACCAUCCACGAGACCCUUCAAGGGAAAUGUGGAAGGAUAAUAUGGAGAAUAGAAUCAAUUCAUUUGAUAAUAAAUUAAAUGAUUUAGUUGACAUUCUUAAAUCAAAUCAACAAUUAUUGUUGGAUAGUCAACAACGAUUUGCUACCUUACCAUACCAAACAGUAGAUCAAAAUGGUAUACCGAUUCAAGUGGUAGGAGGGAAUGGUAGUAAUGUGAGUGCUCUGGCUACCCCACCGCUUGGUCAUUAUCAAAAUCCACACCGUGGUAUUCCAACAUUUUCAAGUUUACCCAAUUCCAGACCAAUGUCCCCAUAUCCAGAAGUCCGUCAAGAUAGUCCAUUAAAGUUGGACUAUAAAAUGGAUGAAUCAUCUCGGAAAAGAACCCGUAUUGAUGAUAGAGAAGAAGGAGGAGUCAUUAAAGUUCAAAAGGCAUACCCAACUGAUUUUAGAGAUGGAUACCUUGAACUUUCAGAAGCCAAGAUUUUAUUUGAAUUUUUCGAUGCAAAUAUUUCACAACAACUCUUUGGAUUUGAACUUUCUAAAUAUUCAGUGGCUGAUUUAUGGAAUGAAUCUCCAGUUUUGAUAUGUGCUAUAUGUACAAUUUCUUCAAUUCAUCAUCCUUCCAAACAUCUUUCUGAGAAACUGAAUCAACUCAAGAAAUAUCUUCAAACAUUAUGUUCCAAUUUAUUAUAUCAAGGAAGACCCAAAACUGAAAUGGAAGGAUUCCAUGCUAUAGUUGCAUUAGUACUUUGUAGUUUCUGGUUAUCAGAUUCACAAAUGUUUACUGGAUUAGCUUUACAAUUGGCUAAAGAAAUUGGACUCAAUACUCGUAAAGUAAGCACAGAAAGGAAUGGAUUGAAAAAUAAAGAUAGAGUGAAAUUAUGGUACUUGUUAUAUGUAUUGGAUGGUCAACAAAGUUUAACUUUUAAUAGACAACCAUUAGUUGCAUCGAAUGAACCAUCAUUUCUGAAUGCUCGAGAGAUUUUGGGAACUGAUCAAAAGACUUUAGAAACCUCAUCCGAAAUUGAAAGGGAAGAAAAGAAAAAAUUGAUUGGAAAUAAUGAAAAUAAAUAUAAUGAAUCAAAAUCAUCUUAUCAUGAAGAGAGAUUUAAUGAUAUGAGAUUAGUAUCACAAGUCGAAUACAAUCAAGCAUUGAACGAGGCAUUUAGUGGGAAUGCAUGGGAUUUAUUGGCACCAUCAUCAUUUGGAAUUCCUUCCAAGACUAAUCUUCAAUUGGAUAAAUGGAUGGUUUCAUGGACGGUAUUACUUGCCCCAGUUACAAAUGGGGCUGUAUGGUCUUCCAAAUCCACAUUAAUUUAUUAUAAUUUUGCCAAAAUGCAUAUUAAUUCCACAGCAGUUAGAAGUCUUCAAAUGCAACCACAUGGUGAUGAAAGGUUACCAAAAUGGGAUAAAAUUCCAACCGUUUCAAACGUACCACCUUCACCAAGAAAAAUUGAAAAAAUAUCUGAAAAUUCUGAUAGUGAUUCAAGUGAUGAUGAAGAAUUUAUAUCCAAUAAGGAUUAUGUAUCUGAAGAUGAAACAGUCAUUAGUGCUGGAAUUGCAGCAAGUGCGGCACAAACUGUAUUGAAUUUAGUGGUUAAUGAUAAAGAUAUAUUAAAUAAUUUGAAAUAUGUUCCCGUACAUAUUCAUAUUAUGCUUUAUUAUGCAGCAUUAUUAAUGAUAAACCCUCCAUUAGUAUCAAAUAAUAAAUCUGAAUCGCCAAAUAAGAAAACUUAUUUCAAAAAGAUGAUUACAAAUUUACAAUUAGUUAAAAAGCUUCAAAAGAAAAUUUACUUGAAUUUACCAACUGAUAAACAAUUUGGAGAUCGAUUAAUUAAAAGUAUAAAUGAACUACUAGAAGAAAAAACUACCAAUUUAAAAGAAGAAUUAACUUCAAAAGAUUGUAUAGAAGAAUUCGAUAAAGGAACUCGAGAAAAAUUUCUUGGUGAAUUGAAUAAUUUAGAAAGUCAAGAUCUCUCAGAUAAUAUUAUAGAAUUAUCUGAUGUUGAGCUGGCAAGAAGAAGUAGUGGAGAAAGCCCUGGGACAGAAAAAAUAUAUGCAUGGCCUGGUUCAAAUCAUGGACAUCCAUAA